This is a messenger RNA of Sycon ciliatum, 4964 nucleotides long. RefSeq names its product PHD finger protein 14-like. The record is from RefSeq and is a predicted model, not a curated record. Bases 316 to 3450 code for a protein of 1044 amino acids. Gene Ontology annotation, biological process: regulation of transcription by RNA polymerase II. NCBI's taxonomy places the organism in Eukaryota, Metazoa, Porifera, Calcarea, Leucosolenida, Sycettidae. The transcript is spliced from 26 exons.
ACUUGUCUUGGAAGGAUCAGAGCUGCUUGAACUCUUGUCUUUUAUUUCUUGAAGAUUUAGCCCAAGCUCUGAAACUGGAAAUGUGCUUUGUUACAAUGUAGUUUUGGUACAUCGAAUUCCAAGUCUUCACUUUGACUUUUUUCCGACUUCACCAAGUCCCAAGUGCAUAUCGCCUUUUCAAUUAUUUACAUGUCCUGCCUGAGCUGAUCUGCUGAGUGUCACCGUCGUUACAUCGUUGCAAAAAAGUGAAGCUAUAUCCUCCUAUUUGUACAUGCGCAUGCGCGUAUGUUUCUUCUCAAGCUUGAAAAUUGAAAAAUGGCUGGUCGUAACGAUGAAGACCUUGGGAUGUUCAGCAACUUGUACCAAUCCCUCACUGAUAGAGGGCCAAACAAGCGGCGCAUCAAACCACUGGAAGGAAAUCUACUCCAAAUGACUUUCGGAAUGGCGAGCUCAGACGAGGAUGACUCUGAUUUUGUUGCUCAAGAACACAAAGGUGAUUCGGAAGACGAACAGAGUGGAGAGGAUACCCAGUCAUCACAAGACGUCACCAGCAGCCAAGAUGCAUCUGGCCCGGUGAGUCGUAGCAAGGCCAACACAGGCAAGAUGAUCAGUCUUAGUGAUCUGAGCGACUUUGAAGAGGCUGAUGCGCACUCUGAUAACGAUGCUGACUCGGAGCAGGAGAGCAGCAGCGACGAAGAUGACGAAUCACCCACCGCAUCAUCAAAGGUAGGGAUAGCCAGCAGUGCUGCGGCUGGCAAGGGCAUUCUCGAACACGACUUCAACAGCGACAGCGACACGAGUUUUAAUCCAGGACAGAGCUCUGAGGAUGACGCCGACUCUGACCAGGACGGGGAGCGUUCAGUGGAGAGGCGCAGUGUACACCGUCGCUCUGCCGCUGUCAAGGCAUCCAGUGCCAUCACGCUUGGGGACAUGAUCUCGGCCAUGACCAAGCAGGCAUCGACAUCCGAUGCAGGAUCUCAGCCACUUGUGUGCUCCGUGUGCUUGGACACAGAAUCCAAACCGAGCACUGGAGAUGCGUCUGAAGAUGACAAUGAUGGAGAGAUGUAUCAAUGUGACAAAUGUGGUGUUGCUGUUCAUGAAGGCUGUUUUGGCCUGGGAGCGGAUAGCAGCAGCGAGGAAUCAUCCGAUGACGGUGAUAAGGAUGGCCCUUCGCCACGGCUGGAAGCUUGGUUUUGUGAUGUUUGCCGAGCUGGUGCCAGGCCAUUCUGUGCGCUGUGUCUGAGUGGAGGACCCGGUGUUUACAAGCCCACUGCUGAUGGACGCUGGGUUCACACAGUCUGUACGCUGUACACACCUGGUGUAGUCUACGGCCGUAUGAAGUACCUGAGUCCAGUCAAGCUUUCUAGGAUUGCCCGCAGCCGAUGGAACGCCAAGGCAUGUGACCUAUGUGCGGGCACUGAGACAGCGUCGCUUGGCGUCUGCAUACAGUGUGAUGCCGGCCUAUGCCGUAGCAAAUUCCACGUCACUUGUGCGCAGAAAUUUGGCUUGCUGUGUGAAGCACCGAGCAAUGAGGUUGUUGCCGAUCCAUUCUUUGCACUCUGCCAUCAGCACUGUGACAAAUCUGAGUCGAAAGCUAAGAUGUUGCGCUUCCAGAUUGCUCUGAAGCAAUGCGAAAACUUCAAGCCUGAGCUUGAACCAGCUACCAUCAACGCCAGCCUUGACAAAGCACAGAAGCGCUUUGCACGCGUUGCGCCGCUCCGUCUCUACAGGCAGACUGAAACAUCCUCUUCAUCAUCCAGUGAAGGAGCGUCGAAGACGAAUGAGGACCGUGGCAGUCAGCCGGUUGCGACGGCAGGACCUGUUCAACCAGUUUCACCUCAGCUUUCGAGGACCUAUGUUCAGUAUCAAGCUGUUCGUGAUGUGGAGGUGGUGCACCUAGAGACCACACUGCUCGAUACAGACAAAACCUGCGUGAAUCUGCUUGAGGAGAAGGAAGAGUGGGAGAGUCGCUUUGAAAAGGUGUCUGAGCAAGUGCGCGGCUUACGCUCUGAAAACGCCAAUCUGCGUGGCCUUGGUACCAGCUUUAUUCAAACUGUUGCCACGUUGCAUCAGUCGCCGUUGCAAGUGCCUGCGUACAUCGUUGAAGACGUCAUUGGCAAGAAACUGGAGAAGCAGCGCCUACAGGAUCAGCAGAAACAGAAGCAGGAGAGUGCCAGAAAGGCCCAGGAAGUGGCUGCAGCUGCUGAAAAGGCUAAGGCAGAUGCUGCUCGUUCCACUGUCCGUGCUGCAGCUAAGUCUAGUCGCUCCAAGCCUGGCCGACCACGGAAGAGGGCAAAGCUAUUGGUGAAAAUUGAAGCUAACGAUCUCAAGUGCUGCCGAUGCAGCCUGGCCACGGACAGUAACAAUAUAAUUGAUUGUGACCGAUGUCACCUGGCUUACCACAUCUAUUGUCUUGAUCCACCACUCAAGCGGAAACCCCAGAAGACAAACAUUUGUGGAUGGCAGUGCCUAGACUGUGACACCAGCGAUAGUGACUUCUAUUGGCGUCCAACAACACAGAAAGAUCAACAGCAGCAGCAGGAGGAUGGUAGUGAUGAUGCGGCGGGUGCAUCUAGUGUGACCAAGCGAGGCCGGAGAGUGCUGCAGCCUGCCAAGCUUUGUGUUUCACCAACUGCUCCGAAACCAAGAGGUCCAGGUCAGCAGCAGCAGCAGCAGAGACGUCGGCGACGCCGGUCCAGUGUUCUAUCUAGCGAUGGCAGCGCUGUGGCACCGCCACCCAAGAAGAGAAAGGUCCGACAGCCCGCUGCACCCAAGGCAGUGAGAGUGAAGAAAGAAACAGAUGAGAGAACUGUGUGUCAUGUCUGCAAAGAGCCGGGAUCUAACUCUACACUCGUGAGGUGCGACGAAUGCAAGAAUUGCUUCCACUUUCCUUGUUUGGAUCCCCCGAGAAAGAGCUGCCCAAAGAGUCGAGGCUACUCGUGGCGCUGCUCCAGCUGUGACUCAAGUGAUUCUGAUAGCAGUCAGGGUCGGCAGUCUGCUGAAGACUUGGUGGGCAACGAAGACGUCCUGGACAAAGCUGAAGCAACUGCUGAUAAGAUGGAGCAGCAGCAGCCGAAGAUUACCCGGAGGCGUAGCUCUAAAGCCUCGCCGGGCCAUUCCACCGUGACGUCACCACGCAAGAAAAGCACCGAGCCACGGGACAACGCCAAGGUAACCUCCAGUCCUGGGCACGUCCACGGUAGUACAUCGAGCGUUCGUCUACACCCUGCUGCUGGUAGCAAUGGUACCUCCACGGCUAGAGUGGACUUGUCGGAGCGUGUACGUCAGACCUCUAUCACCCUUGUGACAGGCGACUUAGCCAAUGCCGUCGGCUCGCUAGUGUGUGGCCGUCUUUCUCCGCCUGGUCCUUGUAGCAAGCCUAACGAUGUGCAUGUAGCAACGCAGGCGCCCAGCACUGCACCAGUGCCUGCUCCGAACGGCACUGCGUAAUGUGCUGUUGUAGGAUUAUGAUGACGACGACGACGACGACGAUGUGCUGCUCAUGUUCUGUAAGCAAGUGUGACGAUGUGGUUUGCCACACAUGUGCAAUGCUGCCCACCGACACCACAACAUACACUUCCGGGCACCUGCCUGAGGAGGUAGCCAGGUGUGGCUGCUGCUUCUUCUUCUGGAUCGUCUGCCUGGCCUAUUCACAUGUUCCAAGUGUUGGUUACUGCAUCCAUUACCAUGGUUACCUCUGCCAGUGUGGCCGUCACUAUGGUUACUUUUGCCACUGUGGCCGUCACUAUGGUUACCUCUGGUCCCUACGCGGUCCCUACAGCCGUCACUAUGGUUACCUCGUUACUUGCACAGCUGUGUUGGCAUAGAGCUGGACGCUGCCAGUUUUCUUCUUGUGCUUGUUGCAUGCUGCGGCACUCUACCAGUGCAUAUUGUGUACAGUGCUAGCAGAACAAGUUGUUGUUGUGAAGAGGCAACCAGCAACCUUGCGCCGCUCACUGUGCUAUGGAUUCAGGCUUACUGAUACGCUUAUUUCAGGUGAUCAUCGGCUUCUGCCUGGCUAACACCUACAGCUGAUGUUGGUAGGAUUGUGUGUAUGUGCGCGUGCGUGUGUGUGUGUGUGUGUGUGUGUGUGUGUGUGUGUGUGCGUACAUGUGAGUAUAGGUGUGUGUGUGUGUUUGCGCGCGCGCGCGCGCGCGCGUGUGUGUGGUACAUGAUGUGAGUGAGUGUGCAGGGUACAUGGUGCAUGUGUGUGUACGUCUCUCUGUCUUGUUCCCCUUUACUCCUGUAUUAAGUUUCCGUGAUCUUAGUCGUUACAAAUGCUCCAAUUCCAACUGCUGGCUGAUUGUGUUGAUGUUGUGCCCAUGUGCUGCCAGACACUACCUUAGUUACCACUAACUUCAAAUUUUAAUCCCAAAAUAUACCAUCAAUAUUCAAGUGCCCAAGACCUAUUGUGCCGCAUCUCUAUUAGCUCCUUUAUCCGUUCCGCGAAAUAAUCGCAUCAGGCUGUCUUGUGUUCCUUGCCCGUAGCCUUGUCUGUCUACCAAUCCCGUGCGAUAAUGCAGGGACGGAAUACAGUCUGCAUUCUACUGCUUCAGCCCUGCUGCUGCUGUUGCUGCAGUGGUGUGUAGCUGCUUUAGGCUGCCUUGUUUUGAAUAUGCAUGUAGGCAAAAUGUGCCAUUAUUAGCAAUAUUCCCCUCCUGUUUAGGCUUCAUUGUUUUCCCAUGCCCCCCCCCCCCCCCGUGGCGCGUAUUGAUUUUUCGUUGUGCUCAAUCUGCAGUGCUUUGUUUGUGGUACCUUAGCAUGGCGUGAUCCGUUCGUGUCAAUUCCCUUACUCCAUGCGGUCGAUUGCACAUCAUAGCUUGUGUGACUGGCUUCUGCUUCUGCUGCUGCUACCAACUACUACUAGUAGUACUGUCAUCGUCUAGUGCUUCACUCAAUGACGUUCUGAGUAAUCUGAAGGUCCAUAUCCAUGCAUGCCCAGUGCUGCAGGACCAACAAGUCCA